Molecule: messenger RNA, 1778 nt
Organism: Myotis brandtii (Brandt's bat)
Lineage: Eukaryota; Metazoa; Chordata; Mammalia; Chiroptera; Vespertilionidae
Product: cytochrome P450 2A13-like
Exons: 8
Biological process (GO): coumarin metabolic process; xenobiotic metabolic process
Cellular component (GO): cytoplasm; intracellular membrane-bounded organelle
Molecular function (GO): heme binding; iron ion binding; oxidoreductase activity, acting on paired donors, with incorporation or reduction of molecular oxygen, reduced flavin or flavoprotein as one donor, and incorporation of one atom of oxygen
Source: RefSeq, a predicted model, not a curated record
CCAGGUAGUAUAAAGACAAGCUGUCCCAGCCAUCACCUUGUGACUCUCACUCUCAAUGCCACCAUGCUGGCCUCAGGGCUGCUUCUGGUGGCUUUGCUGUCCUGCCUGACAAUAAUGGUCUUGAUGUCUGUCUGGCGGCAAAGGAAGUUCUGGGGAAAGCUACCUCCUGGUCCCCGAGCGCUGCCCUUCAUCGGGAACUACUUGCAGCUGAACACAGAGCAGAUGUACAACUCCCUCAUGAAGAUCAGCGAGUGCUAUGGUCCCGUGUUCACCAUCCACCUGGGCACUCGGAGGAUCGUGGUGCUGUGUGGACAUGAGGCUGUAAAGGAGGCUCUGGUGGACCAGGCUGAGGAAUUCAGUGGGCGAGGCGAGCAGGCCACCUUUGACUGGCUCUUCAAAGGCUAUGGUGAGGGGGACUCUGGGAGGGGGAAUGUGGUCAAGCAGACUUGAAGGCCUCAGUGUCCCAGCAUUCUUCUCCCAACUCACCACCCACUCAAGGCUGAGGCAGAGCCCUUCCUCGGUCUCCUCCGUGCCUUCAUUGAUCCCACCUUCUUCCUGAGCCGAACUGUCUCCAAUGUCAUCAGCUCUAUUGUCUUUGGGGACCGCUUUGACUACGAGGACAAAGAGUUCCUUUCACUGCUUCGCAUGAUGCUGGGAAGCUUCCAGUUCACAGCUACAUCUACAGGGCAGCUCUAUGAGAUGUUCUCCUCAGUGAUGAAACACCUGCCGGGGCCACAGCAGCAGGCCUUUAAGGAGCUCCAGGGGCUGGAGGACUUUAUAGCCAAGAAGGUGGAGCAGAACCAACGUACACUGGAUCCCAACUCCCCUCGGGACUUUAUUGACUCCUUCCUCAUCCGCAUGCAGGAGGAGCAAAAGCACCCCAACUCUGAGUUCCACAUGAAGAACCUGGUAAUGACCACGCUGAACCUUUUCUUUGCGGGCACCGAGACGGUCAGCACGACCCUGCGUUAUGGUUUCCUGAUGCUCAUGAAGCACCCUGAUGUGGAGGCCAAGGUCCAUGAGGAGAUUGACCGGGUGGUUGGCAAAAACCGUCAGCCCAAGUUUGAAGACCGGGCCAAGAUGCCCUACACAGAGGCGGUGAUCCACGAGAUCCAGAGAUUCGGAGACAUGAUCCCCAUGGGCCUGGCCCGCAGAGUCACCAAGGACACCAAGUUUCGGAACUUUCUCCUCCCUAAGGGCACUGAAGUGUUUCCUAUGCUGGGCUCCGUGCUAAGAGACCCCAAGUUCUUCUCCAAACCUGGAGAUUUCAACCCUCAGCAUUUCCUAGAUGAGAAAGGGCAGUUUAAGAAGAAUGAUGCUUUUGUGCCAUUUUCCAUUGGAAAGCGGUACUGUUUUGGAGAAGGCCUGGCUAGAAUGGAGCUCUUUCUCUUACUCACCACCAUCAUGCAGAACUUCCGCUUCAAGUCCCCGCAGUCACCCAAGGAUAUCGACGUGUCCCCGAAACAUGUGGGCUUUGCCACCAUCCCACGAAACUACACCAUGAGCUUCCUGCCACGCUGAGCUAGAGCUGCCACAGGGCAGGGCUAGUGGGAGGAGCAAAUGGGAGGGCGGAACCUGGAGGGGCGGUGCUAGGGAUGGAAGUGGGGUGGAGGAAAAGAAGGUGCAAGGUGGAUUAGAGAGUAAGAAACAGACGGGCUAUCUGUCCACUGUGCUAGAAAUAGAUCCUUCAGAGUUGGGGUGAGAUAAAGCGAAACCUUACACUAUACCGUGAAUGAUGAUAAUAAUAAUAGUAACAGCUAUUAUUUAUUGAGCAAGUA